GAAGAGAUGGUGACACAAAACUAAUAUUACAGUUAAACAAAUUUAUGUCAGCGCGAUUGGAUUGGCAGAAUGUCUAGAGUUACGUUGAACAAAAAUAGUUCCAUCAGACGUCGCCAGUCUCGAUCAUUGCAUAAUAACUGCGAUUCAAAAUCAAAAGCAGAGCCAAGAACAGUUGACAUUGUUGAAGUUAUAGCAGUCAAUAAUGAUAAAUGCUCCGUUCUUAUAUCUAUUGAAGCUAUAACUGAAAGAUUUAAGGACGGUAUUGUUCUUUUUGACAAUGGUAAGAUUUUUGUUUAUCUAAACAAACAUAGCACUUAUCGGACGGCUUUAGAAAAUGUUCCAGACAAGCAUAUAAAGAACUUGUCAGAAAUGCACGAUGUAUGUGCUUUAUACGAAGUUUUCAUAACAUAUCGAAAUGAAAUGGGAAAGAUACAGAUAAUACCCAAUAAUCUGUACUGUGGAUCAAUUUUCCAACACCUACACGAAGAACGAAUCAAAGCAUUUAUAACGAUCGUAAAUUUUGAUGAGCUAACAAGAUCAGAAAAUAUUACUCAAGCUUUUGACAUGUGCGAAAAUUGUGAAACAAAAAGUUUCGUGGGACCUAUGGUACGUGAGUGCAACUGUCAGAGCAAAGGAAUCGAUUUCCGUAAAAUCAAAGAUGAGGAAAAGUGGUUAAAAAGUGAAGAAAAACUUUCGCUUACGAAUACAAAAAAGAAAAUAUUUCGCAGCCUAAAAAAAGUUCCUAUUCUUUUUCAAUAUCUUACUCCGCUUCAAAAAUUACCGUGUCUUAUUCCACGAGAAAUAAAAAAGAUUUAUCCAAUAGGUCCAUCAUUUCAUGGACAAUAUAAUCAACCAGUACAUGCAAGUGAUGAGCACGGAUUUGACGAAUCUCACAGUGAACAAGUAAUAUCCACUGAUCAUUCGCUUCCCUUUAAUAGUGGUACUACGUUUGUUAUUGGUCAGGAAUCAAGUAUACAUCAUUAUCGUAACAAUUAUAGCGCCCUAGGACUUAACAAUACACACCUUCUUGCCAGAGAAACAAAUAAUACACCUCAACGAAGACCACGACCUUCUGCAAAAUAUCCAAGUUAUGACAACUACGCUGAGAGGCUUGUGUCAUAUGCGAGAUGGACUCACAGACGUCCAGAGCCAACCACUCUUAGUGAAGCUGGGUUUUUCUUCACAAAUGAUAGUGAUCUGGUUCGUUGUUUCCAAUGUGGUAUCGGACUCAAAGACUUUUCAGAAGAUGACGAUCCAAUGCUAGAGCAUGUUCGGCAUUCUAAAAACUGUCCCUUUCUCCCAGAGCUUCUAGGUGAGGAAGUUCUGACAAGGUACAAGGAACGUCUUCAAGCUAUUGACCCUGAAUACAAUCGUCAACAACAAUGGGCUCAAAGACAAAACGGGACAGUAACGAGAUCUGAGAUCCGACACCCUGAAUACCAAACAUUAGAAGCCCGUCUUAGAUCCUUUACAAACUGGCCAGAACAUAUGAUACAAACUCCACAACAGUUAGCCGAUGCAGGUCUUUAUUACACUGGUUGCGAAGAUCAAGUCCGUUGUUUUGCUUGUGAUGGAGGUUUACGACGUUGGGAUGCUGAAGACGAUCCUUGGACAGAACAUUGUCGUUGGUUCCCCGCUUGUCCAUUUGCUUUGGAACAGAAGGGAGAACAAUUUAUAGCUUUAGUUCAGGCGUCUGUUGAAAACCAGGAAUUCGGAGCAAGCGGUGGUGGAGAAGAUAUAUCUCCAGCCAUGGAACUUUUAAGAAUUAAAGAAUCAGCUUUUGAAGCUAUUAUGAGUCAGCAUAAAACAGAUUUACUGGAAAUGGGCUACAAAGAAGACAUUAUGAAAGAAUCUAUAAAUGAACUUUUAGAUCGAGGAAAAGAGAAGCCUACAGUAGAGGAGAUUAUUGAUUUAAUAGAUAUAAUAAGAGAAAGGAAAUCGAAUAAUAGACAAACAUCAAUGGCAAAUGAAACACCUUUGGAGGAAAAUCAGCGGCUUAAAAGUAUUGUUUAUUGCAUGAUAUGUCGUAAAAACACUGUCAAUGCAUUGUUUUUACCAUGCGCGCACCAUGAAUUAUGCAUGACAUGUGCAGAUCCUUUCGACACGUGUCCAGUUUGUCACAGAGUGAUUCGAGAGAAAAUCCGCACUUUUAUGGCCUGAGGUUUGACGAGUACCGUAUAUCAAAACAGAUUCUUAAUACUUUACAGACAUUAUACUGCUUUGCUUAUAUCCUUAUUAUUUAAUUACAUGUGUAUGACACUUGUAUAUGUGUUAAACCGGCAAUGAUAAGGAAACAUGAACAUAAAGCAGAGUUAGUUAAGGAAACAUGAAUACAUAGCAAAGUUCAUCUUGACUGUUAUAUGUUAUGAAUAACACCUUAAAGCUGCAUUAAAUAAAUAUUUAAAAAUAUUGAGCCGUCGGCCUAAAAACCAAACAUUCUACAGUUUUAUUAACCUUUUUAACAGUAUGUUGUAAAUCUCAUCAAAUAUUGUUCAUAAAUUACAAUUUUAAACGGAAAACCCCACAGUAACACUAAAGUUGGUAUACGAAUUUUAUCACGCACAUGAAAACUAUUAUCCGCUCGUGUAUGCGCUACGUCACAGUAUUAAAGUUGCUAUCCCGAACACAGCAAACAGUUUAAGCUUCAAGGUGCAUUAGACCUGGCGUUAAGAAAAAAAGUAAUCAUCUCAUUAAAAAAGAUUUAAUUUGUAUGAAAACAUCCGUUACAAUGCAGAAAUAUACUGUUAUGUUAGGACUGCUACUUAUAGUCUUGCUUGUUGAUUCAAUAUUGAUGUACGGAUUAUCCGAAGGCGGAGUUUCUCUUGCAAACAGAAAUUGUACUUCCUUUUCGCCACAAGGAGGUUGCAUAUUUUAAUGUUUGAUGCUUAAAAACUCGUUUCGGUUGUCUGGACACCAAAAUAAGAUCUGGAGUCGAUAUGAAACUCAAUUUAUUAUUGAAAUGUCGCUAUUUCUGUUUUUAUGAUAUUUAUUAAAUGCAGCUUUAACAAAUAAAACUAUUUUAUCUUCAUUUACCUCGUAUUCAACACAUGUAUAGUCAUCGCAGUACCAAUUUGUCAACUCAUACGUUAUCAAAGCAAAUUAUUGACAUGUAUGUUUGCCUUACAGUUUGAAAUAUACCUAGUACGUUUUGAGCACAAUGCGCAUAUCUAAGCUAAGCUAUUCAUAUUUGAAGAACUUAGUAAUGGUAUGCCAUGUUUUCAUAAGUUCAUUAAUGUUUAACAAACUUUCCUGAUGAUAUUGUCAUUGUAGUAUUGAGUAAUAUGAUUAAGGUUUCAAAUUUGAUAUCAAGGUACUUGAGAAAUGAUAAAGGUAUUACGAAUGGUCUUUUACACGUUUUCAAUCAUCACUGAAUUAUUU
Messenger RNA from Ruditapes philippinarum (Manila clam), 3378 nucleotides. RefSeq names its product baculoviral IAP repeat-containing protein 3-like. The transcript is spliced from 8 exons. The coding region runs from base 70 to 2160 and encodes 696 amino acids. The record is from RefSeq and is a predicted model, not a curated record. Lineage: Eukaryota; Metazoa; Mollusca; Bivalvia; Venerida; Veneridae. Gene Ontology annotation, biological process: regulation of cell cycle. Gene Ontology annotation, cellular component: nucleus; spindle microtubule; cytoplasm.